Oncorhynchus kisutch (coho salmon) is the source of this 4525-nucleotide messenger RNA. RefSeq names its product netrin-1-like. The coding region runs from base 291 to 2093 and encodes 600 amino acids. The record is from RefSeq and is a predicted model, not a curated record. Gene Ontology annotation, cellular component: basement membrane. Gene Ontology annotation, molecular function: protein binding. NCBI's taxonomy places the organism in Eukaryota, Metazoa, Chordata, Actinopteri, Salmoniformes, Salmonidae. The transcript is spliced from 7 exons. Gene Ontology annotation, biological process: tissue development; animal organ morphogenesis; motor neuron axon guidance.
GCGUCAGAAAGGGAAUGGGACAGACAAGAGACAGAGGUAGACAGAGGUGUGACUGAGUGGAAGACAGAGUCAGGGAAGCUAUUAGCGAGCUGGUCCUUCCAAUGUAUGUCUAGAAACCCAGAAAAGGCAAACUAGCGGUAGAUUUUCGUGCGUAAAAAAGAGAGUAGGCUGCACUCUAUAUUCUUAAGUUUUACAACACUUCUCUUCCAGGCUGAACAGUUAUUCGGAGGUAGUGUCCUCUGUGGAGUUUUCUUUGUCUCCGCAAGUGACACUAAAGAGCACGGAUUACAAUGAUAAGGAUUUUAGAGGUUUGGGUCACCUCGGUGGCCAUUUCUCUGCUGGUUAAGGGGGCUCUUGGAGGUUAUGGGAUGAGUAUGUUUGCUGCCCAGUCGUCCCCUCCAGACCCAUGCUAUGAUGAGAACGGCAACCCCCGAAGGUGCAUCCCCGAUUUCGUGAACUCUGCUUUCGGGAAGGACGUGCGCGUCUCCAGCACCUGUGGAACCCCGGCCUCAAGGUACUGCGCCGUGACGGAGAAGGGUGAGGAGAGGACUAGGGAUUGCCACACCUGCGAUUCAGGGGACCCAAAGAAAACUCAUCCACCUGCGUAUUUAACUGAUUUGAACAACCCUCAUAACCUCACCUGCUGGCAGUCAGAAAACUAUGUCCAGUAUCCUCAGAACGUCACGUUCACUUUGUCAUUGGGUAAAACAUUUGAGGUCACCUAUGUGAGCUUGCAGUUCUGUUCACCCCGACCCGAAUCUAUGGCUAUCUUUAAAUCCAUGGACUAUGGCAAAUCCUGGGUUCCUUUCCAAUUCUACUCUACCCAGUGUAAGAAGAUGUAUAACAAGCAGAAUAAGGCGGCAAUUACCAAGCAGAACGAACAAGAGGCGAUUUGCACAGAUUCUCACACGGACAUGCACCCGCUGACAGGUGGGCUCAUUGCGUUCAGCACCUUGGAUGGCAGACCCUCGGCGCACGACUUCGACAACUCUCCGGUGCUGCAGGACUGGGUGACAGCCACCGACAUCAAGGUUACGUUCAGCCGACUGCACACGUUUGGGGAUGAGAACGAGGACGACUCGGAGCUGGCUAGAGAUUCCUACUUUUACGCGGUAUCAGACCUGCAGGUUGGCGGGCGGUGCAAGUGCAACGGUCACGCUUCAAAGUGCGUUAAAGAAAGGGAAGGAAACCUGGUAUGCGAGUGCAAGCACAACACCGCGGGGCCGGAGUGUGACAGGUGCAAACCUUUCCAUUAUGACCGUCCUUGGCAGCGCGCAACCGCAAGAGAGGCAAACGAAUGUGUUGCCUGCCACUGUAACCUGCACGCCCGGCGCUGUCGUUUCAACAUGGAGCUGUACAAGCUGUCUGGGCGGAGGAGCGGCGGAGUCUGUCUCAACUGCCGUCACAACACGGCCGGACGCCACUGCCACUACUGCAAGGAGGGCUUCUUCCGGGACAUGUCCAAGGCCAUCUCCCACAGGAGGGCCUGCAAAGCGUGUGAUUGUCAUCCAGUUGGCGCAGCCGGCAAGACCUGCAACCAAACCACCGGCCAGUGUCCCUGCAAGGACGGCGUGACCGGCAUCACCUGCAACCGCUGUGCCAAGGGCUACCAGCAGAGCCGCUCUCCUAUCGCCCCAUGCAUAAAGAUUCCAGUUGCAUCUCCCACCUCCACCUAUACCAGCUCUGAAGAGCCCUUAGACUGUGAUUCUCACUGCAAGGCAUCCAAGGGCAAGCUGAAGAUCAACAUGAAGAAGUACUGCAAGAAAGACUAUGCUGUCCAAGUGCACGUCCUCAAAGGAGACAAGGCAGGGGAGUGGUGGAAGUUUACCGUGAACAUCAUCUCCGUCUACAAGCAAGGUGAACAACGCAUCCGGCGCGGCGACCAGCUCCUGUGGGUGCGUGCCAAGGACGUGGCCUGCAAGUGCCCCAAGAUCAAGCUUGGCAGGAAGUACCUGCUGCUGGGCACGGAUGACGACUCCCCCGGGCAGACUGGCGUGGUGGCGGACAAGGGCAGCCUGCUCAUCCCCUGGAAGGACCUGUGGGGCCGGAGACUGAGGAAGUUCCAACAGCGCGACAAGAGGGGCAAGUGUUAAGAGGAGCCAGAGAGGAGAGAAAGAGAGGGGGCUCACCUCGAGUCUGAGGAACACAGGAGGAGGAGAAAGAAAGAGGAAACACCAGAGGGAGAGAGGAAAGAGGGAGAGGUGAAGUGAACAGAGAGAGAGAGAGAGAGAGAGAGAGGGGAAGUGAACAGAGAGAGAGAGAGAGAGAGAGAGAGAGGAAGUGACUGAGUGCUGCUGCUUUGAGUGGAAGAAAAAAGAGAAUAUUCGUUUUAGAAACGUUUGUGUGAAGGAGCUCUUUUUACAGUUGCUGUUCUGUUUGUCCUUCAAGGUUUGUUUCAUUGUGGAAUUGCAGAGUUUGCACCUAAUAUUUCAGAUAAGUUACUUAUUUUUUGUUUUAUUCAUGAUACCGUUAUUUUUAUAUUUCCAGUUCAUUUCUACAGAACAUCAGAAAAAAAUCUACUGUAUCACAUUUCUGUGUUAAAAAAAAAUAUAUAUAUACAUAUAUAUUGUUUAAAGUUUUUUCUAGCAAGCUGAGGUGGCACGGCAUGGCUUAAGGGGAAUCUCUCUCAUGUUUAAUGAGUGGCUCCUGCUUGCCAGGCCUUGUCAAGAUAAACUGUGUAAACUGCUAAGAGUGUUAACACGUUAAAUUGAUCAUUUAAACUAGGUUUUACUGUGGUUUCGGAAUAUACUUGUAAAAAUGGGAGAGAAAAAACAGAAACAAAAACAAGCCAGCUAUUGCCAGUUACCUUUCUUCUUUAAGAGCUCCUCGUGUGGUUGUUACCUCAUUAUUACUGCUAACUAUGUAAUCAAAAUGAAAUUACCAUGAAGAAGUUGCUCCUCAGAUACUAGCAUAGGGAAAGAGUCUGUUAAAUGAUACAUUUCCUUGCCAUCCUGACAGUGUGGUUGUGACCUCAGCAAAAUAAAAGUAUCAGUAGGCAUGAUAUAAUUAUACAAUAUUUUUGUAUUUAGACAGCACUCUGUUCUCAACUAGAAGAACUAAAAUAGAUGAGUUGACCGUGCACUUAAUGUUUAGUCAUUUAGUAUUCAACAGUAUUCAGAACAUAUAAGAUAUGUUCAGUGUUUAAUGGCACCUUGCAGGAUACAAACUAACAUACUGUAUGGUUUUAGAAACAUCAUCAAAGAACUAAUGUAUGUCCAUUCAUGAUUGUUCAACCUGAGAUCACACAUUUCACUGAUUAUGUGCUGCCUUUGGCCUUUGGUCCUGGAACCUAAUGUCCACUGACUCUGUGUCAUUGAUUGAUGCAUUUGGUUUGCUAUCCUGUUCACGUUUGUUAAAAUACAAAGUACUGCUUGAACAUCCCACUGAGCAUUGACCUGUUUCUGCUGGUAAAGGACUGAUCAUGGGGAGGGGGGGGGGGGGGGGGGCAUUCUGAUGUCUUCAACAGUGAAUCACCUCAUGUAGUUUGAUAAGACCUAUCAAAAUGAACCUACGUUUUGUUAAAAUAGAUGCAUGCUGACUACUUAGCUGACUAAGCUAACCAAAUUGUGGAUGGCAGUAUGUACAGUAUGUAUAUGCUGUAUAAAGAUACAAGCAUUAUGUUGUAAAAUAAAACCUGUGGGGUGAUGAAAUAUCACAGGAGUCAAGCUGUGUGAUCAACACACUGUGUCAGCAUCUGAUUCUCACUUCAAACCUUGCAGACAUUCCAUUUUCAAGACGUUACUUGGUACUCAACAAAAGGGGUGACCGGCUGUUUAAAUGUUAUAUAGCUGUAUAGUUUGUUACUAUUUUUUGUUACACAUUUACUAGACGUAUGUCCAUGUGUUAUUAACCAGAGUUUUAAAUACCAUAGGCUUAAUAAAUGGGUAGACAAAUGAAUGAGAAAGAGGCAGAUUUCUCUUGUUUACAAGUUAUGCAUACCCAGGAGUGUAUUUCAGCAGAGAGAGGCUUAUCUACAACCUGUAAUAAACAGUCCCAAAAAUAUUUGGGAAAUGCAUAACACACAUAAAUGCAAGCAGAUGCACACCUGCUCACACACAUACACACACACUUUAAAAAAAACAUAUUUCUAUUGACAUUUUUAUUGCAAUCCAUUUCAAAUGUUCUUGUGCCAGUGCAUCCAUCUCUGGAUCUACACAUAUCAAAGCUGUCAGUGUGUAAAGUUAGACCAGUUUUCCACACAUUUGGAGAAUGGUACUUAGUCAUGACCAGAUAUCUGCUACAAAAAUAUAUCUGAAUGUUGCUUGUGUUCAUACUUGGGCUUGUAAAUGUUGUUUAGCUUUGUCCAUUGCAAAAGUCUGUGUAAUGUCCUGUAAUGCGUACUAAUAUAUUAUGUUUAUCACAAAUGAAUAUAUUUAAUGACACAUGAAACAAUGUGACUUUUGUUUUUGCCUGUUUUUAUUUUUGGUUACUCUUUGCUUUGGAUAAUAGACGGCUGUAAUGAAAAAGUAAAAGACUGUAGCUAUUGAACAGCCUAGUAAAUCUGAAAUAAAGCUCUGUAAAAGUA